AUGAGUGUUUUGAGUGCGUUGAGCAAGUCUGACUACAAAACUGCGAGUGAUGGACUUCUGGAGCUCUCCGAAGAGCGGUUCCGCAGCAUCAUGCGCUCGGAGCCCAUCACAGACGUCUACCACGUCGAACAGACACCCUUUGCAAGUGUUGUCCGUCCAGUAUGUUUAGAUUGUUCACGCAUAAGUUAUCGUCAUGUACAUAACUUCUCUGUGGCUAAUAUCGAUUCGACCGCGCCCCGAAUACGUGAGUUAGAUUCCAUGGCAGCUAUCCGCGCUAAUAUCUUAUUCGUGUCAUUAGCACGAAAUGUCAGCGGCUUGGCACCCGCGGCGCCGGCCAACGUUCCUCUCGAACGAUGCACCGUGGCCCGCACCAGC
Brenthis ino (lesser marbled fritillary) is the source of this 375-nucleotide messenger RNA. The record is from the annotation of a GenBank genome assembly. Lineage: Eukaryota; Metazoa; Arthropoda; Insecta; Lepidoptera; Nymphalidae.